AUGCAUUGCUUGGUUGCAAUUUUCUUCCUGCUAUGCUGUAUUAACGUCUCUCCUUUACUGUGCAAUUCUGAGCGCAGCGCAAAUAUUACGUUUCUAUCUCUUCAGGAAAUAUUUGCGGAGGUAGAGUCAUUAACAUGUUUUAUGAAAGUGCAUUAUGAUUUGGGAUCACGCCAAGUAUUUUUGGUGGAAUUGUAUGGAUUGGAAGAAGAGGUGGCGGAUAGGGGGCUAACCGCGGACCAAAAGCGACCUUGUGCUUGCCCAGAGACGCAGGUGGAUUCAGGGGAUGGACUCCCUGCUUCUGCUGUGCCAGGACUGACUCGUAAAAUCAUUGUAUCCCGCACGUCGGUCCGGCCAAAAGCCUGCAAUCAAUUGACUGGGAGGUACAAGGGAGGCGGUUUGGAGUCGCCUCCAACAAAUAAGCUCCACAUGUCCACUCUGGGAGAACGGAAGUUCUCCCAAAAACCCAUGGGACUAGAGGCUUGCAACCUGCCCGUGGGUUUUAAAUUUCAUGCAAAAAACAGUAAUAGAAAAGAGUCUCCUGACUCCGGUAGAAAGCCUGGUACGGUAGCGCCAGGUAGGACGGGGUUGCAGGAGUCAUGUAGGCUACCGAAACGGAAAAGGACUAGGAUGACGAUCUGUACUUAUAACGCACGCACGCUUGCAUCGGAAGCGGCCAUCGAAGAUCUGAUGGUGCAAGCCAAGAAGAUCAAGUACGACGUCAUCGGACUGACCGAGACGAGACGACGUCACUCUCUCAACGCUGUAUUUGAAACUGGAGAAGAACUGUUCUUAGGAACAUGCGACAGUAGAGGUGUUGGUGGAGUUGGCGUCCUCGUCAACACGAGUAUGGCACAGAACAUCGACUCUUUCGAACAACUCACGACCCGAAUCGGACGUCUGCGGAUGAGAAGAUGUGGUCCCACACCGGCUUUGACUAUCUUCGUCGCUUACGCUCCAACAUCAAGCUACGAAGAAGAAGUCGAAGCUUUCUAUAUGGACCUGGAGAAGUUCUACCGAGAAGAUCAUGCCUUUUACAAGGUCAUAAUUGGCGACUUCAACGCCAAAGUUGGCCCAAGAAGAACGCCGGAGGAACUUCACAUCGGGACCCACGGCCUACAAUGGAAUGACCAGGGGGAGAGGCUUUCCGAGUUCAUCAUGACGACUAAGACCAUCCAUGGGAACUCGCAAUUCCAGAAGCCCUCCUCUCUACGCUGGACGUGGGAGUCACCCGGUGGAGGGUACCGUAAUGAGAUAGACCACAUCAUCGUCAAUAAAAGGUUCUGCCUGACGGAUGUCGCUGUUGUACCAAAGUUCUAUACGGGAUCGGACCAUCGCCUCCUCCGAGGAAGAUUUUCUUUCACGCGGAGAGCAGAGAAAGCCGCCAAGUUCAGCAAGAGAAAUCCCAGAACUACCAUCAACUGGGAUCUCUUCGCUACGUUAGCCGGCUUUUGGGAAGAUUCCGCAAUGGACAACAUCGACGAGGAAUACGACCGGCUUGUCAAACACCUUCAUGACUGCGCGAAGAAGGCUGAGAGUAUUAAAACAACCAAGAGACGCCUGUCUCUUGAAACUCUUGAGCUGAUACGCCAGCGUGGAGCAGCACGAGCCGCAGGGAACCAAGAGCUUACGUCCGAGCUCGCAAGGCUUUGCAGAGAGGCGAUAAAGAAAGACCUUAAAGAGAGAAGAGCAGAAGUGCUGGCUGAAGCAGCAGAGGCGGGAAAAAGCAUCCGCUAUGCCCGCCGAGACUUCGCCAGUCGCAAGACAAGGAUGACAGCUCUCCGGAACCCGAAGGGAACAACCAUUGCAUCGAGAAGGGGAAUGGAGAAAAUCAUCUACGACUUCUACUCUGAUCUCUUCGACAGCCGUGCCCACUUGCCUCCUCACCAUCUGAGGGAAGAUGGACAUGUCAUUCCAGCGGUUCUCCCGUCCGAAAUACGACAUGCUAUCAUGUCGGUGAGAAAUCGUACAGCAGCCGGUCCCGACAGAAUAAAACCAGAACACCUGAAGAACCUUCCGCCAGUACUCAUCAACACCCUGGCGAGGAUCUUCACACGUUACCUGUCGGAAUGCAAGGUCCCUAAACAGUGGAAGACCAGCAAGACCGUGUUGCUGUAUAAAAAGGAGAUCCACACGACAUCGGCAACUAUCGCCCAAUCUGCUUACUGUCCGUCAUCUACAAGCUCUUCACAAGAGUGA
Messenger RNA from Necator americanus (New World hookworm), 2196 nucleotides. RefSeq lists its product as uncharacterized. The coding region runs from base 1 to 2196 and encodes 731 amino acids. The record is from RefSeq and is a predicted model, not a curated record. Gene Ontology annotation, molecular function: catalytic activity. The transcript has 4 exons. NCBI's taxonomy places the organism in Eukaryota, Metazoa, Nematoda, Chromadorea, Rhabditida, Ancylostomatidae.